AUGGAGAGGCAGGGCAGUCUGCCUCUCUUCCUGCCUGCCUUGCUUAUGCUGUCUGCUUGCUUGCUUGCCCAUCUGAGGGUAGAUGCUCACAUCCCAUUUCUGUCUUUGGGAACAUUCUCUCCCGAGAGAGCUGCCUUACUGGGUGAUUUAGCUUGGCCUGGAGAGGGAAGGGGAGGGAGGGAGGAUAAGAGAAGAAGGGUAGGCAGACUGAGAUUCCACAUGAAGUGGAAUCCUUUUAGGGGGUGGGAAAGAAGCAGACCAGGUAUGUGUGUGUGUGUGCCUGUGUGUGUGUGUUUAUGUUUGUACUUACAUGUAUGUAACAGAGCAGGGGUGAAGGCGGGUGGGAAGGGAGGGAGGGAGGGACUAAGGGGGAAACUAAGAAAUGAAUUUAUCUUUUGUAAAAUGGAAAUCAGAGUGUGGUGGUUCAUGGCAACUAUUAGUAUGAACAUCAGGGUGAGCCCAGGAGAAGAGCCAUGGAAACCACAAGUUUCCUUCUACUUGGGUGAAGACAAGGCCCAGCUAACCCAUGUCCCUGGUUAUCAGAGCCAAACUUGUUUUAAAAUUUGGGGGAAAUUAUUAGAGAAAAUGGGCAUUACCAAUCUGUGUCUCUUUCCCCAGUGGCUGUCUCUGAGCAGAUCUCCCUUUCUGGGGUGUGAGAUUGUCUGUGUGCAGACACUGGGAGGAAGAAGCAUUGCAGUGUGUGAGUGGGAGGUCAUGGAGUUGCGGCCAGAAAAAACAUUCUUCACAAAGUUGGAACUGAGCCCCCAGCUGCCUGUUCUGGUGGCCUUUCCUUCUCCUUCUCCAUUAGAGAGCUCCAUGUUAAUUUAUUUCUUAUGGGCAAUUAUUUAUUAUUUGGACUUUUCAUGUGUCUUGGUUCUUUUUUGGGGGGUGGGAGGGGAGGUUAGGGUAAGGAAGGUAGGAGAUGGGAAGGGAAAUUUUAAGAUAUCUCAGACCCCAUAGCUGCUGGUGAAUAAAUCCUGGGUAGAUGGUGAAUUGACCAAGGAAAGAAAGUUAGGCUUGACCAAGGUUUACACUAAACAGCUAUGUUUUCAGGAAAUGGCCUCUCAGGAAGAUCAGGGAAUCCUGUGACUGGAUAGUUAGUGAUGGUGAGACUCAUUCCACAGUGCUUGAAAUUUCGGAUCAUGGAGUUUGCAAUUGGGAAGUAAGUGACCCCAAAUUUGGAGCUGUGUCCUCCUGGAACGACCUUAGGGACAGGCUCUCUAUGCUGACUAGUGAAGCUGUGUGUAGGUGGCUGCUGGGUUGAGGGAACAGACUGUUGAUUUCCUAUUGGGAAAUGUCUUGGCUUCCUCAACCUAUCAGAUGAUCAUUGUGGGCCUGGUGUCUGCUACCUCCAUCCUCUUUGAAGGAACAUGGAGGAGCCCUUCCUCUGUAGGAGACUUAAAUCGUCUUAAAAGAAUACAUCAGUCAUUCUGGGUCUCCGCCGGGGGCGGGGGGGCAUCUAGGCAUUAAGCAUAAACACUGGUUGUCUUCAUAUUGUCUUUUUCCCCCCUGCUGCUGAGACCUUGCUGGGCAGUUCUUUAUGAUGAACAAACCCUGUCUGGCUUUAGAGGUUUACCACCUAUCCAUGGGUCCCUCCUCACUGGGCAGCUGCUGCACCUGCCUCUUCCAAGCCCUGGAGGCAGCUUAGCCAGCUCACCCCUAGUAGUAGCUGCUUGCUUCUGCAACUCUUCUGACCAGCCUGUUUCCAUUGUUGGGGAGUCUUAGCGCACUCCGGCAUAUUAUCCCCAGAGAAGAGACAAGGAGAUGGCUGAUGGGGGUGUGUGUGCGUGUGUGUGUGUUUGUUUGUGCACUGUUCAGUUACACCAAAAGUGGAACUUAGAGAGCUUGCUUUCUGUAUUUUCAUAAGCACCCUGUCAGACACUUAACUCUCCUACUCAUAGAAGCCUUAGACCUACAAUUUAGCUAUGCAAAUUAUUUUAAUAAUUUAAAAACAGCAGUUCCAACCAGUGCUUUCUCUUUCAGAUGCAUCCCAAGAAUGAAUGAUGAAGGGACUCAGUUGGAGUGGGCUCUCAGGUUGAGGCUGGUUAAUGGGAGUAAGUUAGCCUGGAUCUCUGAUUUGCAGAGCACACUCACAACCUGGGUUACAACUGAUGCCUCUAAGGCUCUGGAGCACUGGGAUCCCAGAAAUUGUGUGUGUGUGUGUGUGUAUGUGUGGAAGGAAGGGCAUUUCUGUGUUCACCUCUAGGAAAUCACAGCAGCAAGCUCUGAGAAUCCAGAAACUAUCCCAGCAAGGAACCGAAACCAGUCACUGGAGGGAUGGGCUUUUGAAGGUACCGGCAAGUGAAUGGGUGUUCUGAGUGGCAGCAUGUGCCUGCUCUCUACCCAGUGGUUCCAUGGGCUGGGUCUUGCUUCAACUCAGGAGAGGCCAUAGUUUUGGGAGGCUGACCUGGCUAGACAAGAUUUUCUUUGAUAUGUGCAGCUUAUAUUGUGUAAGGGGGUAGGGCUGGGAUCAUGGGAAAUUAAGAGUGCUACUGGUUCCAUGGUUUGUUUCGUUGUUGUUUUUUUUAUUGAACCUGAAAAUACUUCUCUGACUUUUCUGCCGUCUCUUUCUGUGUGCUGGUAGGCAAGCGUGCACGCACACCAAACAUAAGCAUAUGUGUGAAGGUAGCAGGAAAUGUCUCAGAGCCCAAGAACCAUGUUUUACAGUUUCUUGGAUCAGAAACACUUGGUGGUGAUGUCCACGCACCGUCCAGACCUGAGUAAGGGAAGGAUGGUGGUAAGAGGGAGGGCAGAAGAUCAGGUCUAGGUAUCUUCCCUCACUACUGUCUUCCAUAGAAUGUUUUCAAGGGCCUUUCAAGCCCCAUCUGUCUGGUUUAGCCUAAAUCCUCAGCCUAGGGAAUAUAGUACAAUUUAAUAAUUCAGGAUUACCAUUUGUAAUAAUGCUUGAUUUCCUUUUCUCAGUAUCUUUGUAGAUAAAAAUUCAACAGAGACAGAUUAGCCAUUUAAUUGAGAAAGUAAGUGAACCAUGUUGGAUCCAGAUAUUUUUCUUCAGAUUAGAUAUCUGCAAAGUUUUCACCCCCUUGAGUUAUGCUUCUUAAGCAUCUAUCUUAAGCAUCUUUUGACUUAAGGAUGUCUCUGGUCCUUGGAACUCUAUUCCCUAGGAAUUAGUGUGUGGAAUCACUAUAUACUUGUGAUUCACAACUAAAUAUGAAAAUUUCCCACUCCAGGACAUGAAGCAAAUCGUUGGGGUAAUAUUUUGCUGAUAGGUUGAAACGCUCAACCAAACUUUAGCAGUCUGGGUAGGACUUGUCACUCCCAAAGCACUCAGCAGAGCAAGGUUCUCUGCUUGUCUAUUCAUGCCUGGCAUUUCUCUGGAACUUAGUCCUCAUCCCAUGGGGAAGGUCUUCUGGGGCUUUACAUUCCUUGUUCCUAGUGUUCCUGGCCAUGACCCCCUUGUGCUUCCCAGUUCCCUGUGAUUCCACAGAAGACCAGUCUCUCCUUUCUGAGCCAUGGCCUCCUAUGCACCCAGCUCAGUGACUCUUCCCCCAUCAAAACUCCUGAGAGAAGAGCUCCUUCCCCCAUUAGUUCCCCAAGAGACUUUCUGGCUCUCUGCUGACUGUUCCCAAGAAAUCCACACCUCAAGGUCUGCCUGAGAAGGCUAUGCUCUCCAUCAGUCACCUUCAGACUCUAUUUCCCUCCUACUGACUCUUCUCUGCUGUCCUGUGUAUUCCACUGUGACCCCUUAAUGUCUGUUCUGUGCCACUGGCUUGGCCGUGGGCCUUUUAUGAAUACCCGAGUCUUACGAUGAACUUCCUGAGCAGGCAGUGUCCAACUUCUUUGCUCUUCAGGGACCUUAGUCUGCUCCUUUCCUCUCUCAGAGGUCUAUUUGAUAUAGUAAUCUAGUGCAUUGGAGAGAGGUAGCUAGACAGGCUGCAGAGUCUGUAGGGCUGGGGGCUGGGAGUGAUUUGGGUACUCUCUGUUACCACUACUGGGAUAAUAUUCAGAAAAGAGGGGACCUCAUACUGUGACCUGACCCAGGGCCCUCCCCAGGAAGAGAGCUCAGCCCAGGUGUGUGUGUGUGUGUGUGUGUGUGUGUGUGUGUGUGUGUGUGUGUGUGUGUGUGAGAGAGAGAGAGACAGAGUGUAUGUGUGCACACGCAUGCUCUUGUGCACUUGGGUGUAAACUGUUAUCUGGUUGUGUUACUCAGGGUGGGCUGGGGACUCACCAGAAGAAUCCCCUCAGCCCGCCCAAGACUGUUUUUUUCCUGUACCCUCUCCAGAGGGGUCGGGGAAGGGGGUCCAGGUGGGUUGUGGGGGUCACAAUGGAUAACCACUAAGGCCACACUGCUGCCAGGAGGAGUGGGGUGGGGGAGAGAUGAGGUGGCCCCAGGGACCUGGCACCUGGCUUUGGUUUUCCAUCUUCUUUCUUCAGGACACCCCCUGAGGCCUGGGACCUGCGCCUGGCUUUGAGGAACAUCUGUAGCUGGGUGUUCCAGCUGCUGGUGUGAUCAUGGGCUUCCCUCCUCUCUCAGCAGGGCAGGUGCUCCUGCCCCAGAGACUGGGCAACUGGCUGUUUCUAUGACGUAUUUAUUUUUACUUGUGUUUCAUGUCACUUUUUUAAAAAAGCAAACAGAACAAUUGUAAGUCAGUAUAACUGCCUAUCAGUUUAUUUCUCUUUUUGUAAAAUAAAAUUUAAACUGAA
This is a messenger RNA of Physeter macrocephalus (sperm whale), 4662 nucleotides long. RefSeq lists its product as uncharacterized. Bases 1 to 960 code for a protein of 319 amino acids. The record is from RefSeq and is a predicted model, not a curated record. Lineage: Eukaryota; Metazoa; Chordata; Mammalia; Artiodactyla; Physeteridae. The transcript has a single exon.